AUGUCCUCCGACCCAGUCAACAACAUCUCCUGCGCCCUCGUAACAGGCGCAGGCGGUGGCAUCGGCAAAGCCAUCGCGAGAUACCUCAUCACGCGCGGCAAGAAAGUAAUCCUAGCCGGCCGCACCGAAGCCAACCUCGUUGCAACCGCCCGCGAGAUCGGCGCGAGCGCUUACGGCGUCCUCGACGUGGGGAUCCCCGGCGACAUCGCGCCCUUCGUGCAGCGCCUCGUCACGGAGCACCCCGACCUCGACUGUCUGGUCAACAACGCGGGGGUCCAGCGCCAUCUGGACAUCGUCCACGGCGACGUGGAUGAUUUCCUCUCCCGAGCCGACCAGGAAAUCGACAUCAAUGUUCGGGGAACCAGGAACUUAACUCAACGGCUCCUGUCGCAUCUGCGCUGGAAACCCCACGCUAUGAUUGUUAAUCUGUCUUCCAUUGUGGCGUUCGUCCCCUUUCGGCUCGUUAAUCCGGUGUAUAAUGGCACGAAGGGCUGGGUGCAUCUCUGGACAAUGAAUCUAAGGGCGGCUCUGGCGAGGGCUGGGUCUAAUAUCCAUGUCGUUGAGAUCGCGCCCCCCACUGUCGGGACGGACUUGCAUCGCGAGGCCCCCGAUCCGGAUGAUAAUAAGAAGGAUAAGAACCUGCGAUCAGCUCCCUUCCCCUCCAUCAAAUCUUCCAUCGAACUUCCACACCAGGAUAUCCACAAACAGAGCCAGCCACCUCAGCUCCGAUCCGAACGAUCACCACUCGCCACGCGUGACAUCGCCGCAGGGAACAUCCCUGAUGCUCGUCCGUCCAAAGAACUGAGACGGGUCGAGCGGCAAUCAGGCUCGAAAGCCGGAAGGCGUCUUCGCCCCGAGGGCCAAGGCUGCAUCUGGGCCACCCUCAUGCGUCUCGACCGGACGCAGCUAAAAGGGGAGUCUUGUCUGAUUGGUGAUCUGGCUUAA
Molecule: messenger RNA, 945 nt
Organism: Aspergillus heteromorphus CBS 117.55
Lineage: Eukaryota; Fungi; Ascomycota; Eurotiomycetes; Eurotiales; Aspergillaceae
Product: NAD(P)-binding protein
Exons: 2
Coding region: 1-945 (314 amino acids)
Cellular component (GO): membrane
Source: RefSeq, a predicted model, not a curated record